Messenger RNA from Micropterus dolomieu (smallmouth bass), 1254 nucleotides. Its product is annotated as granzyme E-like. Gene Ontology annotation, molecular function: serine-type endopeptidase activity. The transcript is spliced from 5 exons. Lineage: Eukaryota; Metazoa; Chordata; Actinopteri; Centrarchiformes; Centrarchidae. The coding region runs from base 33 to 776 and encodes 247 amino acids. Gene Ontology annotation, biological process: proteolysis. The record is from RefSeq and is a predicted model, not a curated record.
CUUUUCAGUAGCUCAGCUUGACUGAUCUCAUCAUGUUUAUCCACUGUAAACUGGUAGUACUGAUACUCGUGCUGACUCUUGAUGGCCAAGUUCAUACAGGGGAAAUCUAUGGGGGUCAUGAGGCUGUGCCACAUAGCAGGCCAUACAUGGUGCUUUUGGUGCGGCACAUGGAUGGUUCAAAAAGCUACUGCGGUGGCUUCCUUCUGAAUGAGGAUUUUGUGAUGACUGCAGCCCACUGCAAAGCCAAGUCCUACACAGCCUUACUGGGACUUCACAAUUUUCGUGAGAGUAAUAAUAUACAGAAUAUAUCUGUGGAGCAAACAUUUCCACAUAAAGACUUCAAUGCAACGGAUUUCAAAAAUGACAUCAUGCUCCUUAAGUUGAACUCCAAGGCAAAUUUCAGCAAAAGUGUGAGACCCAUUGUUCUCGCAGGCCAAGAUGAUGGCUCUCUCCCAAAAUCAUGUAUAGUCUCUGGCUGGGGAAGUUAUGACAGGAACAACAAACAUAUGUCCCUCGUACUUAUGGAAGCCAAUGUAACACUCAUUGACAGAGAACAGUGUGCUAAGGAACACUCAUACUGUACUGAAGGAGAGACCGGACCGGGUGAGGGAGACUCUGGUGGCCCAUUGGUCUGUGAAGAUGGGAAGGCAUAUGGGGUGGUGUCCUCCACCCUCAAACCAACAUCAGGUGGCCCAUUUAUCCAUUGUUUUGCUAGAAUUCCUGACUACAGAAGCUGGAUCAAUUCGAUCAUGGAGCCUAAUGCAAAGCUCUACUAGAUCUAUCACUUAGGCUACUUGAUUAAAUCACAAUAUAUGAAUUUACUGUUUGUGUAUAUGAAUUCACUGUUUGUGUAACACUGGAGAUUCAAUCAAAAUAUGCUUUACUUCAAUGUUUUCAAAUUGCACAAAUGAUAUUUUCAUUUGGUGUGUUGAAUCAAAAUAUUGAAAAAAAUAAGUGAUCAUGUGUCAUUCAAGUGACAAUGUUUGGCUGUUUGUUAUGCAUUUUGUUAAUAAUUAGAUUAAAGAUAUAGAUAGAUUAUUGCAAGCAAAUUACAAAUGUAAGCCAGGCACAUGCAGUUUUUUUUAAGGCUAGGCUUUAACAAGCCAAUCGUGGCAUGCAAAUUAAGUACUGUUAGUUUGAUUCGGCAUGACAUCCUGCUCUUAAAUACAACAGUAUAUACAUUACAUAAGUUACUUCUUUGUGUGUCUUCUCUGCAUCUUUUUAAACAAUAAACUGUUGCUCUUUCACCAUGUU